UUUGUUAUUGUGGCACUUAUAUCUAAUGAAAUUUUCUGCGAAGUUUAAAAAAAAUACCCCAUAUAGUGGAGCCAGAAAGGAUGUUAUACAAAAGAUAAAAAAUAAGUGUGAGACUAGGUAGGUAGAAUAAAAUUAGAAGAACUAUUGCAGGCGAUAGAAGAAAUUCAGGAGGUAGGAAACCGCGCGCAAGUAUCGAGCUUUGUGCCAUAUAUGUUAGGCCCCUAUACUUUGGCGAAUGCAUCAUUGAUGCAAGAAAAUCUGCGCCUAAAAGAAGAGAUAGAAACGUUGAAGGAUGAACUGCAAUACAGUGGCGACGAGCGGAUAGUAGCAGCAAGAAGAAAGCGUUUAAAAAAGUCGUGGAGAAGGUAACCAGUCCCGACAAAAUAGUACAAAUACUUUGACGAAGUGUAUACAAACCAAAUGACAGUCCACAAUCAAGCGGAGGACAGACUUGUUGAGAAUACAGCGGCAGUGGCGCUACGAAGAUCGAGGAACAUUAAACUGUUCUCAUUUUAGGAGUGUGAAGUCUGUUGGUGGCGUUCAACAUGCUACUAAGCAGCGCCUAAGUGGAAUAGUUACCCAGAUCAUAAACGUUGUGCACCGCAGCUCCAUAGUCGACUAGACAGGGACGGCGCUCAAAGCCAAGUUCGAAGAAGUCAGCAAGUACUUGGCGGAAUGGUUCAAGGCAGAACUCAAAGCGAUCGACACUCGCCUUAUGAUCGAUAAUUUUGUCAAGCUAGCGGAGAAGCUACUGGAAGCUUACCCUGACACAACUAUAGCGCCUUACAAGAGUUGUGAAGUCAUCAGUGCAAAUUGCUGCAAUAAUUCAACUUCCAGGCCUCUAAGUGGCUUCAGAAUCGACGAGGACUACUUCCUCAUCAACAUAAUGGACUACGAAAUUGGAGUCCAGAUCGAAGAGGAGUUUGCAUCAUUUGAUGGGGUAGCAUUCAAGGAUUUUAACAUACGGUACCUAAACAAUGCAGAAGAGGGCUACUUACGGCUGCUCACGGAAUCGCGCGCUACAUCCGUUAGCAGCUAUCAUGCCAAGCGUGUCUAAGGGACCUCCCGCAAGCGGAAGAAGACAUUUCCGAAGCCGUGGGCGAUCGAAAAGCUGCCAACGACAAAAAAGACAACUUUACUCUCACCAGCGUGAAGCCGGCCUUUUCAACACAAUAUGUGCACGGCGUAUUCAAGGCAGCCUACAGAAUUUUCUAUACAAAUAUGAUGGAAAAACUUCAGAGAGAAGUUCGACAAAAAAUUACUGAAUUCUAAAUUACAACACACCAU
This is a messenger RNA of Glossina fuscipes, 1287 nucleotides long. RefSeq lists its product as uncharacterized. Bases 716 to 1057 code for a protein of 113 amino acids. The transcript is spliced from 2 exons. NCBI's taxonomy places the organism in Eukaryota, Metazoa, Arthropoda, Insecta, Diptera, Glossinidae. The record is from RefSeq and is a predicted model, not a curated record.